GGGCCUUUGGGGCAGCCGCGGACGGAAGUUCCCGCCAGGGGGCUCAAAGGCGGCGACACGCAACUUUGUGCCACGUUGGAUUUGAUUGCCGGUGUUAUUUUCUGAUUUUUGGGAUAUCGGGUAUAAUACAAACAUGAAGAUUAAGGAGAUAGACAGGACGGCCAACAUAGCUUGGUCUCCUGCCGUGCACCACCCAAUUUACAUCGCGGCUGGCACAGCGGCGCAGCAAUUGGAUGCAACUUUCAGCACAUCGGCUGCCUUAGAAAUAUAUUCCCUUAACCUAACCGAACCGGGACUGGACAUGGGUCUUGUUGGGACAUUAAAUUCGGAGCACAGAUUCCACAAGGUAGCGUGGGGUUGCCACGGCAUCUCCGAAGGUGACCUGCCCAGCGGAGUGCUUGUCGGAGGAGCCGAUGCGGGAAACCUCCUCGUUUAUGAUCCCGCAAAGCUUAUCAAAGGAGAAGACACCCUCAUUUGUCAGAAGGAUAAGCAUACCGGGCCUGUGUAUGCUCUGGAUUUUAAUACGUUUCAGGCCAAUUUGUUGGCGUCUGGUUCUACAGACUCGGAAAUAUUUAUUUGGGACCUGAACAGUCCGAAUGCGCCGAUGACACCUGGUGCGAAGUCUCAGCCUCACGAGGACAUCAGCUGCCUUGCUUGGAACCGUCAGGUGCAGCACAUCCUGGCGUCCACGUUCCCCGCCCGCUGCAUCGUGUGGGACCUGAGGAAGAACGAACCGAUCAUCAAGGUCUCCGACACCACGUCAAGAAUACACUGCAAGGCGGUCGCUUGGCAUCCCGAAGUGGCGACACAGUUAUGCUUGGCCUCUGAAGACGAUCAUGCUCCAGUGGUUCAGCUCUGGGACCUGAGAUUCGCAACGUCGCCCCUCAAGACGUUGGAACAUCACCAAAAGGGAGUCCUUGCAAUCGCCUGGUGUCCUCAGGAUCCUGACCUUCUGUUGUCCUGCGGCAAGGACAAGAGGAUACUAUGUUGGAAUCCCAAUUCAAACGUGGCAGGUGGCGAGUUGGUGUGCGAGAUCCCGACGGGUGACCAGUGGCACUUUGACGUGGCCUGGUGCCCGCGCAACCCGGCCGUCAUCUCGAGCGCCUCGUUCGACGGCCACGUGGGCAUCUACUCGCUGCUGGGGGGACAGCAGCAGACACAGCCGAGCGCCAAGCUGGCAGAGUCUUUCCCGGGGGCGGAUGACUUUGCCCAGCUGCCCAGCUUCCAGCAGCAGCAGGCUGCCGCCCAGCGGAGCGUCUCCAUCUCGCUCCUGAAACCGCCGAAGUGGCUUCGCAAGCCGGUCGGAGCUUCUUUCGGGUUUGGCGGCAAGCUGAUCUCAUUCACGAAGCAGCAGCAGCCCAAUGCCGGUGCCCCGGCUGCCCAGCUGGUGCACAUCAGCCAGGUGGUGACGGAGCAGAAGCUCAUGGCCCAGUCGGCCCAGCUUGAGUCUGCCCUGAGCACCGGCAACUUCUCAGACUUCUGCCAGCUCAAGGUGCAGGCGUGCUCGGACACCAAUCGUCAGCUGGCCUGGAGCUUCCUUCAGGCCAACUUUGACCGGUCCCCGAGAGCCCGGAUGCUGUCUUUACUGGGCUACGACCCUGAGGACGUGUCUGGACAACUGUCCGUUCUAGGAGGGAGUAUGGACGACGCCGAAAGUCGGGCGGAUCUUUCGAAUGACUUGGGGAACCUUUCCCUCAGCGCUACCACGAACGGGGAGAUACUGGACGAUAGUGCAUCGGCAUUUGACAGCAUUGCGGCGAAGAGCAAAGAGCAGGACUUUGUUCCCUUCACCAUCACCACUGAUGAAGGGGAUGCGGAUGGCCUGCUGAACAGGGCCCUGCUGACCGGGAACGUGGAGGCUGCAGUGAACCUGUGUCUCCAGGAUGGCCGCUGGGCAGAGGCCCUCAUCCUGGCCCAGGCAGGGGGACUGCCCCUGCUGCAGAGGACCCAGUGUCGCUACUUUAGACAGGCGGCUUCGGACUCGGCUAAGCUAAUAUCGGCUGUUGUGAACUCGAACUGGAGCAACGUGGUAAAGAACUGCGAGAUCAACUGCUGGAAGGAAGCCCUUGCCGCUGUUCUGACGUAUGCAAAGCCGGAGGACUUCCCAGUCUUGUGCGAAACCCUUGGGAAGAGACUCGAAACGGAGAGGAAUUCCACCUUAGUUCCGUACGCCAUGCUGUGUUACAUCUGUGCUGGGAACCUUGAAAAGCUGGCGAGCUGCUGGGUUCAACUCCAGAAGAAGGCAGACAGCCCACAAUCCUUACAGGAGCUGGUUGAGCAAGUGAUGAUCCUGCGUGCUGCGGUGGCCCAGUUGGGUGGCCAGCCCCAGUCCAUCCAGACGGGUACUCUGUCGAAUCUCCUGGGACAAUACGCCGCCAUCCUAGCUGCCCAGGGGAGUCUGACCAGUUCCAUCAACUACCUGCUGGACCCCACAGAGCCCGGUCUUGCAGUGCUGAGGGACCGUGUGUACCAGUGCCUGGGCAUGGCGUCCCCCCACUUCCCCUUCCCGAGGGUCAGCGUCAGGGGGGAGUUUGCGCCGGCUUCGGCCAACGCGGUCAACAGCCGGCCCGGCGUCGGAGCGCAGGCACGCAUGGCGUCCACUUCUUCCUCGAGGGUGCAGCCUUUCUACCACGGCGGGCAGCAGGCAUCCUCGACGUCUCAGGGGAACCAGUUUGUGCGACAGAACUCCGGUGGAUAUGGUGGGUAUGGAGCUCCGGCGACCCAGCAUACCGAGCCCAUGUACCAGCCACCAGUGGCACCCACGCCACCACCACCUGUGGACGCAGCAGCCACUGCUACCCAUGCCAAAGGUCCGAGGUCACGCUACCCCAGCGUCCACGAUCCUUGCGUGUACAAUGAAGAGCGGUACGGCCAGCAGCCGCAGUAUUACCAGUCAUCGUCUUACACUCCUUCUCAAAGUUACAUGCCAUCAUCACAACCGCAGUCCCAGAACUUCUACGGAAAAGACCAAGGUUAUGGGGACCAGAAUUCUUCCUUCAGCCUUUCCAGUGCAGCCACCACCCCGUUCCCCAGUGCCUAUGGAUCUACAGUGCCUGCUGGUCACACAGUGUCACAGAUGCAGCCCCAGGCUCCUCCCCCCGCCCCGCCCCUGUCUUCUUCGUCCAAUAGCGGGAAUGCUCCUCCCGGCUGGAACGACCCACCCCCAGUGAGGCCGUCUACGAAGGCUCAGCAGACGGCAGCUGCGAUUCCCACUUUUGACCUGACGGCCUCCAUCAUGACGCCGCUAAUUGGAGCCCCGGCGCCAACAAUGGGCGAAGCGCCCCCACCGGGCUUCCAGGGAGGCUACGUUCCUCCGCUUGGGCAGCAGUUUGUGCCCCAGCAGCCCCCGUUGCCCUCUGGGGCCAUAGGGGGACCGGUCUCAGUCCCGCAAGACCAGCAGCCCGUCCCUCAGGUCUGUCCACCAGCGCCCGUCAAGGAGAAGGGACUCAUCCCUCCCGAGAACCAAGUGCUCCAAGACACCUUUGAGGACCUCCGGCAGAACUGCGUCCAGGCUGCAACAAAUCCGCAAGUUCGGAGGAAGUUGGACGAUGUUGCACGGAAGUUGGAGCAUCUCUACGACAGGUUACGGGAAAACGUGCUGUCAGCUGCAACCACGCACGGCCUGCAUCAGAUAGUGCAGAUGAUUCAGCAAGGGGACUAUGCAGCGGCCCUGGGUAUCCACAGCCACCUGGUGUCGACGUCCAACUUCUCAGAAACCAGCAGCUUCAUGCCCGGCCUCAAGGCGCUGUUGCAAGUCGCCCAGCAGCUUGGGGUGUUCCUUCAAUAGGCCGCGUGUUUUGCAACGAGAGUUACCUCCAACUAUAGCUUUUUCCAGCUUCAUUAAAAAAAGGAUGCUGGCUAAGCCUGCUUUUCGGUUCCUUUCGAUUGGUAGUAGUCGACCCUGUACAUUAUAUUCCGCUUGAGCAAUGGCGGACGGGGCUAGCUGAGGCCCGCUGCGACGCUGCUAACCUCAUGCUGCUCUCAUUGUGUCCGGAAAUGGCGAAGAAAGGUAAAACACUGAAAAUAAAUUUGUGAAGAUUUUGGGUCAUUUUGCAACUUCGUAAUGUCGGUUUUUGUCUCCAAUCGUGAACAGUCAGUUUCAAAGUUGCUUUCUCUCGUGGAAAGCUGACUACCAAGACUUUAAUGUUUCAUUCUGGGACGCUUAUUGGGGCUUUCAAGCAGCGUGCAGAUUUGGAUGGAAGCUAAUGUUAAGCUUUAAAAUAGUUUUCUUUCUUUCGCUGAAGCUUUUUUUUUUCUUUUUUCUUUUAAGAGUACUGCAUAUGCAGAGAUGGAAUAGCUGACUUUUUAGGAUGAGAUCUGUUUAUUUUUAUACCGGUAUAUUCCCUGACAGUCCCAACCCAAGUUGUAUUGUCUCUGUGGAGAUGGAACUUGAACGAAUAAACGAAAACUGCACAUGUA
Ixodes scapularis (black-legged tick) is the source of this 4419-nucleotide messenger RNA. RefSeq names its product protein transport protein Sec31A (gene Sec31). Gene Ontology annotation, cellular component: COPII vesicle coat; endoplasmic reticulum exit site. The record is from RefSeq and is a predicted model, not a curated record. Bases 134 to 3787 code for a protein of 1217 amino acids. Lineage: Eukaryota; Metazoa; Arthropoda; Arachnida; Ixodida; Ixodidae. Gene Ontology annotation, molecular function: structural molecule activity; protein binding. Gene Ontology annotation, biological process: intracellular protein transport; COPII-coated vesicle cargo loading; endoplasmic reticulum organization. The transcript has 26 exons.